AUAGCGAACGCUCCUGCCAGUAUGCAAAUAAAAAAAAUAUCCUCCAAUACCUUUUCCCUCUCCUCAUCGCACUCACAAAAGUAUCAGCUCUUCAACUCACUCAGCCCCUCAAAUCCCUGUGCUACCACAUUCUCACCCUUCGCGAAAGCACAUAUUUCCUCAAGAUGCGCUUCUCCAGCAUCCUUUCGUUGGCCUUCGCCGCUGUUGCCAUGACUGCUCCUGCCAGCCUUGCUGCCCGUACCGACGAGGGCUGUGUCCCGGUCUCAUACACCAUUUCCGACUACAAGCUGGUCACCUCUGCUACCUCUGGCAGCGUUGACUUCACAUUCAAGUCUUCCUUCUCCAGGAGUGACAACGACGACCCCGUCCAGAACGGCGUUCACUGCGGCGGUUCAGGUGCCUCUGUCCCCAACAACAACGAGUGCCAGGUCGCUGACCGUCGUCUUCUCUUCGACCUUCGCGGACCUCAAGAUCAGGCCUACUACCAGAUCAGCCACUCCUGGACCUGCUCAGGCAACCAGUGGAUCUCUGGUACUGCAGUCAAGGUCGACUCGCUUAACUGUUACACUGAGGGCGACAAGCGCGUCUGCACCGGCGGACCCCAGACCUUCGCACCCCAGAAUCCGCGCAAGAUCUGCAACUCGCCUCAGUGCUAGAUGGCUUCGGCUAGCUUGUCAACUCUGUGGGAUUCUUCAAAGUGGUUUCCUUAGGUUGAUGUAAUAAUGAUCAGAAGAGUAUGCAUGGCUAUGGAUCCUCUUGGAUAUGUAUUGGCGUCUCGACGGGUCGGGCUGUCUUCCUAGCUUUUCUCUUUCACUCAUCACGAUACCCCAGGCGGAGCGUCGGCUGCUUAAAUGAAAAUUCGAGUUCAAUGUUACCUCCACUCUUGUGGUCGUGCUGUUAUGUCAUGUCAAGCCAUGUGACAUCAUUGACCGUAUUAACGCGAUGCGACGCGCUCGAUCGCAAAUUGCGCCGCC
Messenger RNA from Alternaria rosae, 974 nucleotides. RefSeq names its product hypersensitive response inducing protein 1. Bases 165 to 656 code for a protein of 163 amino acids. Lineage: Eukaryota; Fungi; Ascomycota; Dothideomycetes; Pleosporales; Pleosporaceae. The transcript is spliced from 2 exons. The record is from RefSeq and is a predicted model, not a curated record.